This is a messenger RNA of Morus notabilis, 2182 nucleotides long. Its product is annotated as probable WRKY transcription factor 72. Gene Ontology annotation, biological process: regulation of DNA-templated transcription. Gene Ontology annotation, molecular function: DNA-binding transcription factor activity; sequence-specific DNA binding. The transcript has 5 exons. Lineage: Eukaryota; Viridiplantae; Streptophyta; Magnoliopsida; Rosales; Moraceae. Bases 129 to 2066 code for a protein of 645 amino acids. The record is from RefSeq and is a predicted model, not a curated record.
GUGAUUGGUCAAAUACUUCAUGCUAUCUAUAUAAGAAAGGAGGAAGCCAAAAGGAAAAAAGCUGAACUCAAAGAAGGAAAUUAGGGAAAAAAAAGUGGAGAAAAUUAGUUAUUAAGGCUCUGUAUUAUAUGGAGGGCAUUUCAGGAUCAAGAUCUGGUCAUGGAGGUCUUGUUGUCAAGGGAGAGAUUAAAUGGGUUGAAUCUAAUGGCGAUGAAGAAGAAGAUUGCAAUGAAGGCAACUUUGCUCACAAGAUAAGAAAAUCAAGAAACGAAUACGACGAGAAUGAGGACAUAAAACGAUCUUCAUCUUCACAAAAAUAUCUUGGUGGCAGCAAAGAGGAAAAUGAUCAGCUUGAAUCAACCAGAGCUGAAAUUGGUGAAGUUAGAGAAGAAAAUCAAAGGCUGAAAAUGUACUUGGGUCGAAUAAUGAAGGACUACGAAACCCUUCAAAUGCAAUUUAACAACAUUGUUCAACAAGAAGCUGCAAAGAAAUCCAUUGAGAAUUCAGAAAACAAUCACGAUGAAGCAGUCGAAGAAACCAAGCUCGUCUCCCUUACGCUCGGAAGCUUUUCUUCUAAUCCCAAAAUCAAUAAGGAAGUAAAAAAUAAAAUUCCAAGUAACAAUGUUAUUGAUGUUGAGAAAGAUCAAAAUGAGAAGCAAGUACUUAAAGAAGGCUUGUCUUUGGGAUUGAGUAAUUACAAGGACAUUAAUGAAGCGUCAAGAUCGGGAGCAACGGAUCAAGGAGGACCGGCAGUGUCAAACCCUAGCGCCGUGAGCAGCUUUGAAGAGCCAAAGGAAGAAGCCGGGGAGACAUGGCCGCCUAGCAAAGUUUUAAAGGAAAAGAGAAGUGCUGAAGAUGAAGUUUCACAACAAAACCAAGUUAAGAAAGCUAGGGUUUGUGUGAGAGCUCGAUGUGAUACCCCAACGAUGAAUGAUGGAUGCCAAUGGAGGAAAUACGGUCAAAAGAUUGCAAAAGGAAACCCGUGCCCUCGGGCAUAUUAUCGUUGCACUGUUGCACCGUCAUGUCCAGUAAGAAAACAGGUACAAAGAUAUGCCGAUGACAUAUCCAUCCUAAUCACCACCUACGAAGGGACUCACAACCACCCGCUUCCCCUCUCCGCCACGGCGAUGGCUUCCACCACUUCCGCAGCCGCCUCAAUGCUUCUCUCCGGCUCAUCAACCUCCUCCGGCACCCGUCCCCCAUCCACCGAGCUCCACGGAUUUAGCACCUUCGAUAGCUCGAAAUGGAACUUCAACAAAUUCAUCUCAUCACCAUAUUCACCUUACUCAUCCUUCUCAUCUUCUCACCCAACAAUCACUCUUGAUCUCACUACAACCCCGUCAUCCUCCUCUCUCAACAAAUUCUCUUCUUCAUCUUCAAUAUCACCAAUCAACUAUCCUCAUCAUACCACCUGGUACCCUUCCACAAGUCUCAGCUUUGGCUCUUCAGAUUCCAACACAAACACGUCUUGGAACCACAAUAACAACAAUGGCUUCCUCAGCUAUGGAAGUAGUACUACUCAGGCCUACAACUUGAAAAGCCAAAUAGGAGCUCUAGCUAGCCUUGGAAGACAAACGACGUCGUUGCAUGCCAAUAACAACAACAACAACAACGUCAAUUAUUAUAGUCAUAACUCCAUGCAAAAAGGUAACCCUAGCACCAAUCAAGUACAGUCUAUGGUACUCCCGGACACCAUUGCUGCCGCCACCAAAGCCAUCACCGCGGACCCCACUUUCCAGUCCGCUUUGGUUGCCGCAUUUACCUCUGUCAUCGGCGGAGGACAAGGAAGUAAUAAUGUUGUUCAGGGUGGUGGAGAUCAUAAUAGUAAUAUUUACAAUAACGUGGUUCAAAAGCUGAAGUGGGGUGGUGAACAUACUCAUCAUCAUGAUCAUAAUAGUACGGGGAUCGGCGGAUGCUCGUCGACGUUUCUAAACAAAGAGGGGUUGGUGGGGAAUUCGCAGCCUGCAGGGAACUUGAUGUUCUCAUCGCCUAAUUCGUUGUCGUUUUCGGCCUCCAAAAGUGCAUCGGCGUCUCCUGGUGAUACUACUAGAGAGCAGACCAGUUGAUGGGUUUUGAUGAUCCGUGCAUGGCAAGCUUGUUUAAUUUGGAAAAAGAAGCUUUUGUGAACUUUGUAAAAUGUUGGUUGUUUCUUGAUUCUUAUUUUGCCUAUAUGUAUAAUAUU